Molecule: messenger RNA, 3222 nt
Organism: Leptosia nina
Lineage: Eukaryota; Metazoa; Arthropoda; Insecta; Lepidoptera; Pieridae
Source: the annotation of a GenBank genome assembly
AUGAAGUUCUCGACGGGGUCGAGUUCGAGCAGCCUCGCCAGCGAUUCGCUGUCGAGGAAAUCCACGCUCUGCAUCUAUACGGAAGUGGAUGCGCAUACGCACCCAAUACCUAUCGAAAGGAUGGAUAGCAGUUCAGAGGCGAUGGAAUUGCGGCGGGAGCUGGACGCGGUGAAGAGCGCUCUUCAGCAGCAGUCAGAGUCCGUCCUUAAACAAAGACAUCAGCUAGUUGAAGCGAGUCAGGCACUCGCUGCACGUGAGAAACAAGCAGUCCAAGAGAGGAGGCUACGACAAGACCAGCUAGCUCUAGUUCUGCGCUCCCUCGUAUUACUGGAAUCCCGUCUCACGAGAGAACAGCAGCAAAUCCAAGUAUCCCUCAAGCAAAAAGAAAAAAUUAUCAAAUCACAGCAAGAGGAAAUUAGCAAGCUUAAAGCUCGCAAAUCCUACUGCAAUAAUUGCCAACAGCUUCUCGGGUUCACAAGCGAACAAACAAACAUAGAGACGGAUCCCGAAUUUCAAAGCUUGGAGAGCACAGAUUCGAGAUUCCCGAAUGCUUUCGUCAGGAGCAACAGCUACCGGGAACGAAAAUCACCACCGGUUUUCCAAAAAAACACUAGGCUAAGUAAGAGUUUUCAACUGCCGAAGAACGACGUUGUCUAUUGCAAUACUAGUUCGAGUGAAGAGGGCAACACUGUGAGCGGCGGGAGCAAAGGAACCUUCAUUAAAAAUAAGCAAGCCUUUGUGAGAAGAGACGUUUUUCGCAGGUCGAGAAAAUACUCUGGUAGAAAGAGUAGUCUGAAAAAUCAGGAACCACAAAAAAGUUACAAUCAAACAAAUAAUAGUAGUAGUGCAGACGAUUGCUUCGGCAUGAGUUAUCAAGUUAAUCAUGAAGACGACGUGACAGCUAAUCAAAUAGCAAAUGAUAUUAGAAAGGCGUCACUUAAAAUUGACCAACUUAUUGGGGAGGCAGCUAAAAAGGAACAAGACAGUACACUUAGUGCCUCAGAAAAAAGCUAUUCCACAAAAAUAGAAAGACUACACGGAAUCAAGAGACAGGCAUCUGAUGAGAUUAAGGCGAAUAGACAAUUAUUUUUAAACAAAGUUCUUAAUGAAGAAACUGAAAAGCCUUGGUAUUGUAAUGUCAGCGAUCACGAACAAGAUAUGGACUGCGUGGAUCCUAGAAAUACUAUUCCCAAUAAUAAAUCAGUGGAGGAAAUCUUAAUUCAGGGCCUGAAUAGCGGAAUAAUAAACGCAGAAAUAAUUUCAGCCAAAAACGAAGUUCUCUGCAAUAAAUUGAAAAGUGACAAUUUUCAGUCGAAGUUCGAUUGCCAAAAUAACAAUAUGAAUUCAAUUGGUAAUAAAGAUGUGCACGAAAUCAAUGAAAAUUGGUAUGCCAGCACUAGUGACGCAGACGACACACCUCCACAUGAAAUAUACAAGAACAAUCCAGUAUUGGAAUGUGUUAAUCAGAUUCUUUUACAGAAUUCAUUGGACGAUAGCAGUAAUGACAAUUCUAAAUCAAGUGAAACUCCAUCACCUAGCCCUAAAUCUACUACUAAGCGUGUUCAGUUCUCUACAUUAAAUAGCAUAUCUUAUGACGAUAAAAUAAGACCCAUGGGCAAUAAUACUCUUCCUAGAUCAGACAAGCGAGCGAACAAAAUCGUCAAGUUCAGUCUGGAAACCGCGUCUGAACACAGCUAUGAAGUGCCCAAUACAGCUCAAGGCUUCCAAUAUGAGAUACAGAGCAUUUACAGCAAUGAGUAUGAGCCAAUCAUAACUAAAUCGACAGAACAAAAACCAUUGCCGCCAGUUGAACCGAUCAGUGAUAAGAGAAGCACGGUUCCCAAAAUACGCGGGUCCAUAGUGAAAAACAUCGCCGCUAAUAUUGAGAGCCGAAACAAUUUUGCCUCGGACAAUCUUGGUUCAAUGAAAAUAUUCAACAAGAGGAAAGUGCCGCGAACUCCACCCGCUCUGCCGCCUAAGCCGAAAAACUUAUCGGCGAAAUGGAAAGAAAGUACUGUCAGAGCCCUGACAGAAUCUUUAGACUCUGAAGCCGUUGCGGCUAAUCAACGGGUUGCAGAUGUUAAGAGAAACAUUGACGUGACAUCUAAGAGCGUUGAACCGGACUACUGCUCCAUUUCAGAGAUAAAUGUUCCAGUAGUCAAUAGCGGGAAACGGGAAAUGCUCCUCACGCAGCCGACGGUUGAGAUCCACAACGAACAAUAUCCUGUACACCCGAAUCAAAGAAGUGUCGCUAAGGUCGUGUCUCUCCCGAGAAUUCAGGCCAAAAUCAGCGACAAAGACAUACCCAAGCUGCCACAGGUCACUGAAAUCAUCAUACCCGAUGAAGAUGAAAAGCCUCAAGAGGAUGCAAUACACACUAACUACCUAUCCUUCGUACACCCUCUGCAACCUAAGAUAGAUCCAAGGGGAUCUAUUCAAAUGGGGAAUACCGUAUCUUCAAUUCUAUCAGAGAUCAAUAGAGGCGUGAAAACAAGCGGUAAACAGAUAAAUUUAACAGAAUUGGAUAACCAAUUCAACCACGCAUCAGAGCGGAUACAGGUGACCAACCCAGAACAGCACAAGGCUGAAUAUUUUGAUGAAAUAGACAAGUUUGAUCUGUCGCAGAAUUUUGAGGAGUUCAAAAUAGACGAUGAUCUCGGCAGCAUUGUUGCCGAGGAAUACCGCAUAAGUUCUGGCAGCGACGAAUCUAUAUCAGAUGUAACUGAACAUCACAUUACCAGUGUAGUUGAAAAAAUUGACAACGACAAUAAUAAUGAAAAGGAAAAAAAUACAUUUCUUGAAAACACAGAUGGCGUUGUAGCAAAAAACGCUAAGCUCUCCAAUAAGCCUGAUCUCCUAUCGAAUAUAGAAAACGUUGAGACUGAAUCAGUAAGAAACUCGGAUAUCGAGUCGAGUAAUUCAUCCGGUAGCAACAGCGGUUCAUAUAACACUGUCAAGUGCGAGCCGAGAUUGAUUUUGACAACCGAAGCUGUUAAAAGUAAGGGCGCUUUCGAUUUCUUCCUAGAGACCUCCGGGCUAAGUUCCAAGUCUAUAUUUUCACCUUCCAGAGCUUAUAUAGGCAUGCGUCCUCCCAGUGCUAACCACAAGAACGUACUUAAACCCAAAGACGUGAAAAUGCGCGUCAGAAAUCCCAUAACAACGAACAAAAUCAACGAAAAACCUAUGACGACUGCUAUUAAAUAUUUUGAACCUUACGUGUAA